Molecule: messenger RNA, 693 nt
Organism: Pyrenophora tritici-repentis Pt-1C-BFP
Lineage: Eukaryota; Fungi; Ascomycota; Dothideomycetes; Pleosporales; Pleosporaceae
Source: RefSeq, a predicted model, not a curated record
AUGUCCAUGUGUUGCGCAGCAGCUGUCAAUAUACCGCAUCCCAGCCGGCCAGGGUUAGCCCACGUUGCGACGACGCCCAGCCGACCCGAGACGGGCAGAGGCAGCAAGCCAUCAGCCAUCAGCCAUUGCCCAUCAGCCUCUUACCGGUCGCUGAGGGCGCUGAAGGAGCCGGCCAUCGGCUGUGGCUACGAGAUCUGUCUGCUGCUUGGCCCUGCAGGGCGCCUUAACGAGCCUGGCGUCGCAGCGGCUGCCCCAAAACAAUGGUCUGUGGCAUCAGCCCUCAACUAUGGGGCCUGCGUGCAGCGAACCGAGUGUCCGAUCGACCGCGGAGUCGUCCCUAGUACCUUGUCGCUCUGUCAUUCCGUCAGCUGGCGAAACCAGGCCGCUGGGAAGCGGCCGCGAGGCCACCACCGCACACCACUCUGGAUGCCAGCCAGAUACCAGCCAGAUGCCAGCCAGAUGCCGUCCACCACCGCCCACAAACCGCUGCCUCCGACAUGGUUGUGUAGUUGUGAUUGUGGACGUGGUCAGGAUAGUGCAGCGCCUGUCAGGCCCGAGUCCGCCACCGCCCUGUGUGGAUGCCGCCCGUUGGCUGCCGUAGUCCAGAAAGCCCAAAGACGACAGCCGACGGCACCCAGACGCGCGCAAAAGAAGUCGGAAAGCACACCUCCACGUGGAGAUCCACCCAUCUAG